Molecule: messenger RNA, 1838 nt
Organism: Adelges cooleyi (spruce gall adelgid)
Lineage: Eukaryota; Metazoa; Arthropoda; Insecta; Hemiptera; Adelgidae
Product: leucine-rich repeat-containing protein 15
Exons: 10
Coding region: 15-1646 (543 amino acids)
Cellular component (GO): extracellular matrix
Molecular function (GO): protein binding
Source: RefSeq, a predicted model, not a curated record
CUUUUGCGGGCACAAUGCGGUCGACAAGAGUUUGCGGGCGUUCGGUUUUCUUGACAACACUGUGGUGUUUGCAGGCAUGGACCUCCGCGGUGCCAGAUGCCGGGUCCGCCCAGGUAAGUACGGGCAAGUACAAGAACAAGACCGCGGUGGACCGGGUGGACGUGUGCACGUUGAACGCGUGCGAGGCCUACGUGCGGAUGCGCGACGACCUGGCCAAAGCGGUGCAGCCGAUCAACGAGAAGCUCCGGGGAGGCGACGGGUCGUCGUCGGCCGGCGACCUGGGGGCCGUCUUGGAAUCCCGGCUCCAGCGGCUGGACAGGAGACUGCGGUCGGUCGAACAACCGGUGUGGACAAUAUUGCCGGGAAACGAUCGGUGGAAACGGUGCGAUCACGGACCGUGCAAGUGCAGGACUGAAACGCAUUCGGUGAGCUGUUGGAGAAAGGACUUUGAAGAAAUCCCAUCCAAUCAAAUCGUGCCGUACGACGUCAACGCAAUAGACCUGAGCACCAAUCGGAUAAUGUCGUUGCACAAAGACACGUUCAAGGACUUGACCAACUUGACCGAACUGGACCUGACGGACAACGACAUCGACUAUUUGCCCACCGCCAUAUUCACCGCGCUGGAAAACUUGACUAAACUGAAAUUUCACAGAAACCAUUUGGUCGAGGUACCGUUGUUGUUUCAGAGGAACGCAAAAUUGCAAAUACUAGACUUGUCGAUGAACCACAUAAAACAGUUACCGGAAGAGUUGUUCCGGUCGACUAGAAACUUGUUGCUGUUGCACGUCUACGGCAACGGGAUAGAAGUUCUUCCCAAGUCCAUUUUCAAGGAUCUCGGUCGCCUGGAGGAUCUAGAUUUAUCGGCAAACACGUUGACCGAGUUGUCGUCCGACGUGUUCCAAGGCGUGGUGUCUCUGAAAAGACUCAAGCUGCAAGAAAACCAACUGCAGCAGCUUCCUUUGGGUGUAUUCAACGAUAUGGAAUACUUGGAGAUCUUAUCGUUGAGAAACAAUCACAUAUCGUUCAUUCGUCCCGGACUGUUCAACAACAUGCGGCGCUUGGUGCAAUUGGAUUUGACCGAAAACUGGAUAACACUGCUAAACGGCAACGAAUUCUCCGACCUGGUGGCCUUGAACGAGCUGCACUUGGGCCAAAACUAUUUGGACUUUAUACCGAAAAAGACGUUUAAAAAUUUGGCUGCCCUCGAAAAACUUUACCUGUUCUCCAACAACAUUCAGCACUUGGACGCCGACAGUUUUUACGGGUUGAACAAUUUAUCGUCGUUGUUUCUCAACAAUAACUUGCUCAAAGUUCUGGAAGACAAGCUGUUCGAGCCACUUCGCAAUCUGAGAAAAUUACACAUAGACAGCAACAAGUUCCAGUUUCUACCCAACGACUGUUUUAAUCACCUCCCCAAAUUGAUAUCACUGAAACUGUCCAAGAACCCGUGGCACUGUGAUUGCGCCAUUCUAUAUUUGGCCAGAUGGUUGCGGGCCAACAGGCAGAAGGUCUGGGACUCGAACCCCACGUGCAGGGGACCCAGAGACUUGGGCGGCAAACCGGUGGAGGACAUGACGUUCGAGGACCUUUGCGACGGUCAAUGGGCCAGCAUGGUGAAGUUAACGCCCCGGGUGCCCAUAAGAUGAUGAUCGAUCGAUCGAGAUGCACACAUGUUAAGCUAAUAUACGAUCGAUCAUAUGCCGUUUCUCGAUCAUCGACUGCGUGUGUGUGUGUGUGUGUGUGUGCGUCGAGAAAAACGUCGAUUGAUACUCGUUUUUAAUGGCUUUUUUAUUGUCCGCACUUAAAUAUUUAUAAUAAUUAUAAUAUACAUAUAAACG